GUAGCCAAGAUUAUUAUGGGACAAAUGGGAGGCUACGUCGGAGACGAAGCCCAGCACAGCUACGUCGGAGACGAAGCUCAAAGCAAGAGAGGUGUCCUAACUCUGAAAUACCCAAUUGAGCACGGUAUCGUCACCAACUGGGACGACAUAGAAAAGAUCUGGCAUCACACUUUCUACAACGAACUCCGUGUUGCACCAGAAGAGCACCCAGUUCUCCUUACUGAGGCCCCACUUAACCCAAAAGAUAACCGUAAAAAGAUGACCCAAAUGAUGUUCGAAACCUUCAACACCCCCGCCAUGUACGUCGCCAUCCAAGCUCUGCUUUCAUUGUACGGUGCUGGUCGUAUCACAGGUGUUGUUUGCGGCAGUGGUGAUGGUGUUUCCCACACCGUUCCAAUCUACGAAGGUUAUAUUGUUCCUGACACCAUUUCUCGCAUUGACAUUGCUGGGAGAGAUAUUACUAAUCACAUGAUGCAGACCUUGAGAGGAAGACGUUUUCUACUUGCCGAGAGUGAAAUUGUUCGCGAAUUAAAAGAAAAAAUUUGCUACGUUGCUCUUGAUUUUGAACAAGAAAUGCAGAAGGUUACAAACAGUCACUCACUUGAAAAAUGGCACGAGCUUCCUGACGGACAGGUGAUCAAUGUUAAAAGCGAGAGAUUCUGCUCUCCAGAAACUCUCUUCCGACCAGAUCUUAUUGAUAUGAAUUCAUCUGGAAUCCACGAAAGUGCCAAUAACUCCAUCAUGAAGUGUGAUGUUGACAUCCGUAAGAACUUGUACGCCAACGUUGUUCUUUCUGGUGGUUCCACUAUGUUCCCUGGUUUUGCUAAGAGAUUGAAAAAGGAAAUCACUGCUCUUGCACCACCAAACACAAAUAGUAAGAUCAUUGCCCCAGCAGAGAGAAAAUACUCCGUCUGGAUUGGAGGAUCCAUCCUUGCUUCACUCUCCACCUUCCAACAGAUGUGGAUCAGCAAACAAGAAUACGACGAGUCCGGCCCAUCCAUUGUACACCGGAAAUGCUUCUAAAUAC
Ciona intestinalis (vase tunicate) is the source of this 1027-nucleotide messenger RNA. The record is from RefSeq and is a predicted model, not a curated record. Lineage: Eukaryota; Metazoa; Chordata; Ascidiacea; Phlebobranchia; Cionidae.